CUCCUCCACUCCUCCCACUGCCGCUUGCUACUUGCUUUUCACCCCGACACACCCCACGUCGAGUCCAAUUGGGCCUUCAUCCGCAGGCAGAGGGCCGCUUCAUCAUGUUCAAGGCACGCGAGACCCAGCGGGCGUUACAGUCCCUCAAGCAUACACGCGCGCUCUCCACCUCCACGCCGAGACUCGCCGUCUCGCCCUACAGGAAAGCGACCGCCGCAGCUGCCUCGAAAACCCUCAAAGAGAUCCCCAAGCGGCCGCAGAGCACCGCCGCCACCGCGACCGCGCCGGAACCGCGAGCCCGCCCCAGUCCCGCCUUCAAUCGCGACAAUGACUGGAACGAACCGUCCCCUCUGCGCCCCUUCCGGCAGGCCGAGCUGGACCACUCGUUCGUGGGCAUGACGGGAGGGGACAUCUUCCACGAGAUGAUGCUCCGGCAGGGCGUGAAGCAUGUUUUCGGAUACCCUGGAGGGGCCAUCCUGCCCGUUUUCGAUGCCAUAUACAACUCAGAGCACUUCGACUUCAUCUUGCCACGACAUGAGCAGGGCGCGGGGCACAUGGCCGAGGGCUACGCCCGCGCUUCUGGCAAGCCUGGUGUCGUCCUCGUUACCUCCGGUCCUGGCGCCACCAAUGUCGUCACGCCCAUGCAGGACGCCCUUAUGGACGGCACUCCGAUGGUCGUUUUCAGCGGACAGGUCACUACCGGCCUGAUUGGCUCUGAUGCUUUCCAGGAGGCUGAUACCAUCGGUAUAACAAGAGCGUGCACAAAGUGGAAUGUCAUGGUGAAGAACAUUGCAGAGCUACCGAGGCGGAUCAACGAAGCUUUUGAGAUCGCCACGUCUGGUCGGCCUGGCCCCGUUCUCGUCGAUCUACCAAAGGAUAUCACUGGUGGAGUUCUCACCAGACCUAUCCCAAUGGCCAGCUCUCUGCCCACACACCCUAGCGCUGCAACCGUUGCCGCAAAGGAGAUGAGCAAGAAGCAGCUUGAAGGCUCCAUAAAACGGUCCGCAGACCUCAUCAACAGGGCUAAGAAGCCCGUCAUCUAUGCUGGCCAAGGUAUGGUCAGCACUCCAGACGGUCCCAGGCUGCUGAAAGAGCUUGUGGAGAAGGCUAAGAUUCCUGUGACAACCACCCUCCAGGGGCUGGGCGCAUACGACGAGUUGGACGACAAGUCUCUGCACAUGCUCGGCAUGCACGGUUCCGCAUUUGCCAACAUGGCCAUGCAGGAAGCCGAUCUGAUUAUUGCGCUGGGUGCGCGCUUUGACGACCGCAUCACCGGCAGCGUGGCGAAAUUCGCGCCAGCAGCCAAGCUCGCCGCACAAGAAAGCCGAGGAGGUAUCAUCCACUUCGAGAUAAUGCCCAAGAACAUCAACAAGGUCGUCCAAGCAACCGAAGCUGUCGAGGGCGACGUUAUCACGAAUCUUGCAACCCUCUUGCCAUUCGUCAAUGCUGUCGAAGAGCGACCCGAAUGGUUUGGUCAGAUCAAUGACUGGAAGCAGAGAUUCCCAUGGGCAUACGAGAAGGAGGGCACAAACGGAAUGAUCAAGCCACAGACUGUGAUGGCUACUCUUUCAGAUCUCACCGAUCCCGUCAAGGAGAACGUCGUCAUUACUACCGGAGUUGGCCAACAUCAAAUGUGGGCUGCUCAGCACUUCCGCUGGCGAUAUCCCCGUACCAUGAUCACCUCAGGUGGUCUUGGAACGAUGGGCUUCGGUCUACCAGCCGCUAUCGGUGCCAAAGUUGCCCGACCUGACGCCCUCGUCAUCGAUAUUGAUGGCGAUGCGUCUUUCAGCAUGACUCUAACCGAGCUCUCGACCGCCGCAGAGUUCAACAUCGGCGUUAAGGUCAUCCUCCUCAACAACGAGGAGCAAGGAAUGGUCACGCAAUGGCAGUCCCUGUUCUACCAAAACCGGUUCGCCCACACCCAUCAAAGGAACGCCGACUUCGUCAAGCUGGGUGAUGCGAUGGGCGUUCAGGCACAGCGCGUGUCGAAGCCUUCAGAACUGAAGGAGAAACUGCAGUGGCUGCUGGCCACGGAUGGCCCGGCGCUGCUAGAAGUCGUGACAGACCAGAAGGUGCCCGUCCUACCCAUGGUGCCAGGUGGCUGUGGUCUGCACGAGUUCUUGGUGUAUGACGAAGCCGCCGAGAAGAAGCGAAGAGCCGAUAUGAUGAGGCAGUCCGGCCGGUAACCGCUUACCCCCUACACUUUCAAUUGUACAUUCUUCUUUUGGCAUCCCAAUCUUGAUAUCUUGCAUGCGGGCGUUCAGAUGUCUGGAAAAGUGCCUUGGCCCACUUUUCUUGCCUACCUUGAACACUACGGGGUUGUGUGGAUUUUACGAGUGGGGGCGGGAUAUUUGGACAUGAUACACCUAGGCCUGAAUUGAUUGAAAUGUCGAGGGAGGGCUUUUUAGGGUGUCGACAUGAAACAGAGGUUACCGAAAAGUCCUAAUAAAAAUCUUGGAAUUGAGCGGCAUCGCUGCCUUGUACUGUCGAUGCGGUCU
Molecule: messenger RNA, 2498 nt
Organism: Mytilinidion resinicola
Lineage: Eukaryota; Fungi; Ascomycota; Dothideomycetes; Mytilinidiales; Mytilinidiaceae
Product: acetolactate synthase
Exons: 3
Coding region: 105-2186 (693 amino acids)
Biological process (GO): L-valine biosynthetic process
Cellular component (GO): acetolactate synthase complex; mitochondrion
Molecular function (GO): flavin adenine dinucleotide binding; thiamine pyrophosphate binding; magnesium ion binding
Source: RefSeq, a predicted model, not a curated record